Pieris macdunnoughi is the source of this 921-nucleotide messenger RNA. The record is from the annotation of a GenBank genome assembly. NCBI's taxonomy places the organism in Eukaryota, Metazoa, Arthropoda, Insecta, Lepidoptera, Pieridae.
AUGACGCUCGAACAGCCAGCCGGUGAGAUGUGGAAGAAGAUUAGGGAGGAACUAAAUGAGAAUGUUGAAACCAGGGACAAGGACCUAGAGCAUAUCAAGGAGUGGCUGAAGAAGGAGCCACAUCUUCCCGAUGAAUUCGAUGACCAGCGAAUAAUGACCUUCCUUCGUGGUUGCAAAUUCUCUCUGGAAAAGGCCAAACGUAAGCUGGACAUGUACUUCACCAUGAGGACGGCUGUGCCCGAAUUCUUCACUAACAGGGAUGUUACCCUACCAGAGCUCCAGGAGAUAUUAAAGAUUGUUCAAAUGCCACCACUGCCGGGUUUGACUCCCGACGGUCGGCGUGUUGUGUUAAUGAGAGGUAUGGACAAGGACGCCCAAACCCCAAAUGUAGCAGAUGCCUUCAAAUUAGCUUUGAUGAUGGGAGAUGUCAGGCUGAAGGAGGAGACCGAGGGAGUCGCUGGUGACAUCUAUGUUCUUGAUGCAUCAGUAGCCACGCCCACUCAUUUUGCAAAGUUCACUCCAACAUUGGUUAAGAAGUUCUUAGUUUGUGUACAGGAAGCCUACCCAGUAAAACUUAAGCAAGUCCAUAUCAUCAACGUAUCGCCUCUUGUGGACAAAAUUGUCAACUUUGUGAAACCUUUCCUUAAAGAAAAGAUCAGAGAAAGGAUCUUCAUCCACGGUGACGUAAAUGAACUUUAUAAGCACUUUCCACAAGAGAUGAUGCCAUCAGAAUACGGUGGAAAAGCUGGACCCAUGGAUGACCUACACAAUGCUUGGGUAAAGAAAAUGGAGGAAUACAAGGCGUGGUUCGCUGAGCAGGAAGAAGUUAAGGCAAAUGAGGCUUUAAGACCAGGAAAACCGACAAACUAUGACGAACUUUUCGGCAUUGAUGGUUCGUUCCGUCAAUUGGUCAUUGAUUAA